This is a messenger RNA of Ilyonectria robusta, 906 nucleotides long. RefSeq lists its product as uncharacterized. NCBI's taxonomy places the organism in Eukaryota, Fungi, Ascomycota, Sordariomycetes, Hypocreales, Nectriaceae. The record is from RefSeq and is a predicted model, not a curated record. The transcript has 3 exons. Bases 149 to 892 code for a protein of 247 amino acids.
GAACAAAGGCUAGUCCUUUAGAGCGCGAGUCGCCUUUUUGUCUUUUUGACUAUCCGCUUCAGCAAGUUUUUGCGUCACCGUUGACCGGAUCCCUCUCACUUCCAUCACCAUCACCAUCACCAAGAUACCCAUAAAAACAACAAAAACCAUGUAUUUCUCUUCUUCACUCAUCGCUCUGACCCUGGCGGGCGUCGCCCAAGCUCUCAACGUCCAGGUCGUCUCAGUUGGAAAGUCAGCGACCAACCAAACUGGCCUCAAGUUCUUCCCCGAAACCAUCACGGCCGAAGUUGGGUCCAUGGUGCAGUUCCAGUUCUGGGUCGGCAACCACACAGUCACUCAGUCCAACUUUGACAACCCCUGCAUCCCCAUCUCCAACAUCAACUCGAGCAUCAAGGGCAUCUACUCAGGCUACCAGCCCGUGGAAGCGAGCGCGAGCAAGAACAUGAUUCCCACCUACACCAUUAAUAUCACCGACACCAAGCCCCUCUGGAUCUUCUGCAGUCAGGCUACUCACUGCCAGGGUGGAAUGUCAAUGGUGAUUAACGAGAAUACUUCUGCCAACGCUUCCCGGUCUCUGGCAAACUACAAGACCCUCGCCGAGUCCGCCACCGGCUCUAACCUGAUCCCUGGUGAAAGCUCAGGUGACGGCAGCAGCUCCGGCGGUGAUAACAGCUCUGGCGGUGACAACAGCUCCGGUGGUGGCAGCAGCUCCGGAGGCAGUGGCGAUAGCACCAGCGGCUCUGGCUCGGAUUCCGCCAUCCAGACUCCCGGCACGACGCCAACCGCUGGAAGCCCUGCCGCUACUGGCUCUACCAUCGUCGCUGGCGCCGCAAGACUCUCCUCCCCUACUACGCUAUUGCUGGCCAUGGCAGCGGGCUUCCUGCUUCUGUAAUGUGGGGACGACGA